Cladocopium goreaui is the source of this 3837-nucleotide messenger RNA. Lineage: Eukaryota; Dinophyceae; Suessiales; Symbiodiniaceae. The record is from the annotation of a GenBank genome assembly.
AUGUCUGAUGGCGACUUCAUUCCAUCUCUGACCGAUUUGCUUGGACAACUCGACGAAGAAGAUUGCAAAGAUGAAUCAAACGAACCGAAAUCGUUGGUGGCAGAUCCCCAUAGUGGCAAGGUCAGUGACGGUGGACCCCUUAACACGUUGCUGUCCCAGUUGCUAGUGGCCCUACCGUGGGAGCUGGCACUGCCUGUGGGAUUCUUCGGCUGGCCUCUUUUGGAGCAUCUGUUCAUCACAGGUUUGGAGGAAAGGGGCGAAUGCGAAAAACUUGGAGAAUGGCCGUUGCGGAUCUCCAAAAUAAAUCCGAAAGACUUGGUGCAAGAGCUCAACACUUCCGAGGCUGACAUUUCAGAUGGAGAUCGAGGAGAGAUGGCCCAGCAGGUGCUGGAGUUGCAGCAGUGGCAGGGAGAAAUGCAAGCUCGCUUGCGUUUCUUGGAAGAACACCUGGCUUGGAAAGUGCUUGGGAUCAGCCAGACCUCCGAUACCUCAGCCAUUGGCAAGGCAUUUAAGCGACGGGCACUGGAGUUGCACCCAGAUAAGGGUGGUGAUCAGCAAAAGUUCCAGCUGCUUCAAGACAUGAAGGGAUUGUUAAUUCCUGAUGGUGUUGCUUCAAAGCCUCGUACACGGCGAGAACCCAAGGCAUCCGAUGGUGAUGACGGUGAUGAUACGGAUGAGGAAAUCGAGCAGCUGAUCCGUGCAAGGCGACAGGUUGAAGAUAGCGAUGCAGAAAUGAGAGACUCCGUUGCCCCAAAGGCCAGUUUAUCAGCAACACGAGUGAAGCUGCACCAAGCAGUAGUGCUUGCCUGGGAUCGAUUUCAAGACCUCGGGAAGAAGCUGGCCCAGUUUAAGCCAACAGAGGAUGGGCAAGAAAGUCUUGAAGUUCUUCGGAAAUUUCAAUUCUUUCUGACCAGCUUUGUGGCACAGCACAGCAAUAAGACCAAGUUGAUUGAGCAGUUUUUGAUGGACGGGGCAGACAUCCUUCUGGCAGCUGCGCUUCUGGAUGCCGAUGCUACUUCUUCCUGUAUUGCCGGAGUGUUUGGCACACCCGGGUCCGAUUGCCUCGGGGGCUUAUGUGACACGCUUGAAGGCCUCGAGAUGCUGCGACCAAGAGUCUUGACUUUUUGGACAUCGAUCCGACCAGACUUUGUCGCGGAUGCACCUGCCGAUCGAAAUCAGCCGCCUAUGCAGCAAGAUGGAGACCCAUUGGGUUUGGUGAAAGCGAACGCUGAGAUAGCUAUGAUGCAUGAGAGACAUUUGAUGCCUGAGAUACGUGCUGAAGUCUCCAAUGCAAAGACAGUAGCUUGGCAAAUCCGCCUUGCAGAUGUUGCAAGGAACAUCAAGAAGUGCAAGAAGUUGGCAACAGCAGCGGCUAUCACGGCGGCACAACUGGCCGUCAUGGUCCCGGAUGCUCGCUUGCAUGUUGCGUUUGCACCAGCUGUCUCAGACGGAGAUGGGGCUUCAAAAGAUGAGCCUUUACUAAACUCUUCCACUGCAGUGCGCUGGAGAAGGACUUGUCGCGCCGGCAGCAUUUGUUCCAAUCAGCAAGCCUGGCCUUCCAGCUAUGCCAUCAAUUACGAAGACGCGCCUGGCGGAAAGUUGGAUGAGCAGGAAGAUGAGGACAAUUAUCUCGACUAUGGCCAGUACACCCUUAGCGAGAACGAACUGGACGAAGACGAGACAAUCAUCAGACCUGCUCAGGCCAGCAAAGCUAAAUGUGAUGAGUAUAUCGUUGACAACACAGAGCUUCAAGCUGACGCUCCCGGUGUUGCGUACCGUUUCAGCCGCCGACUCGACGACAGGGAUGAAAAACGCCCCGUUGCAGCCUGGGGCGCCAUUGUCGGUGGAGAGGCAUCCAACGGCUGGGUCAAGGUUGGAGAUCGCUUUCUCCCCUUGGAGGUGAAUGGGUGCAAGGUGUUGCUGUACCGGGGGCCAUCCAAGUUCCGAGCAGAAAAGCGUUUGGAAGACUUGAAUGACUCAGAGGAUGAUGCAGAGGAGGUGGCAUCGCCAUGGAAGGAUCAGAAGACCACAGGCCUAUCCCGACACAAGGAGACGUCUGGAGAGCGCAGGAAACGACUCCUCUUGGAGGAGCAGCUGAGGGCCACGGACAAGGAACACGAAGAACAUGAGCGACGCAGCAGAGCAUUGCUGCGAAAGCAUCAGCAAUUGCUGCAAGAGCCCACAGCAACACAUUAUUCAGUCCUGGGACUUCGACGAACGGCAAAGCCUGAGGAAAUUGGUCAGGCCUUUAAGGUUUUGUGCAAGCUGUACCACCCGGACAAGGCAGCUUCUGACCGUGCCACACGUGCAGCUAGAGAGCGGGUUAUGGCCCAGCUCAACGAGGCUCACGCAGUGCUCUCAUGCCCGACCCAACGCUGGGCUUACGACAGAACCCUGGCGCCGGCAGAAGACAAGGACGCAGAGCUCGACCUAACACGGGCUGCUGCUCCGCGUCCAUGUCAGGAGCAGGAUUCUGCAGAAGAUGCCGAUUUUGAUUUCACAGGAGAUGGCAGGCCAUUUCGGUACUGCAGAGGGAAGGCAGCUCGUGUGGCAAAGUCUUGCGGCAGCCGCGACAAGGUGAGGAUUGUGAUGCAUCAGCUCGUUGGCAGAUGUCCGAUGGAGCUGGCGGACUGCCAAGGAGUGAUUCGCCAUGUGGGUCCAAUGACGCCGCUGGGCGGCUUGGGUGAGUGCGGGCAUCCGAGCUGCUCCGCUCAUCGUUUGAAACAUCCAGAGGUUCGCGCAGGCUUUCGGGAUUUCAUCGUGUCGAAAGUACGAGAUGCGGUCCGCGCUAGAACAUGCUGGUGGGGUCCAGAAGGCUUGCGAUACGCUUCCUUGGGCAGUGGCGAACUGCUCUUUGAUUUGGAACUGCUGGAGAGGCUGAGGGAAGAGGCGGAUGUUCGCAUAGCACAAAUUUGCUUGAUUGACAGGGAGUAUGAAACUCCAAGUGCUGGUACGCGCCGAGCCCUUCGCGAAUUUGCGGACUGGCAGCGUGCCAGCGCUCAACUGCGGCGCCAUGAGCCUGCCGAGAUCUUGGCCUUCGGGCGAUUGGCUGACUUCUUUCAGGCUUCAGCUGAAGGAGGUCGUGCAGCAGGAUGCCAUGUGUUUGUCCAAUGCGACACACAUUGGAAUGGCUGCGCGGGUGAUUGCAACAGACUGGCCAGUCGUGCAUUGUGCAAAGACGGCUUGCUGGCCCGGCUGGCAGAGAGCACAGAUACUCUGGAUGCAGAUCUGCCCAAGGGCGCAUUGGUGGCUCCAUUUCAAGGAGACCUGGCUCCUAGACAGGAGGCGCCUGGCAUGAAGCUGAAUGCAAGCGAUGGAAGUGAGUUGCUCUCCACUUUGAGCAUCAGUCACCUGGGUGGCCUUCAUGUGGGUGAGCCUUUCUUUUCCGCUGCUUGGACCUUGGCAACUUGGCCGGCUGAGUGCUUCAAACCACCGUCACUGCAGCCCGUGGAUCAUCCACUGCUGAGUCGCAGAGAGGAUGCAUCAAGAAUACGAAUCGUGGGGAAGGAGCGUGGUCUUGCGGUUUGGCUUGUGACCUGCGCCACGCGGAUUGCAGUGAGAUCUGGGCCACAUGCACAGGCCCAGGUGGUGGAUGUGUUCUACAAAGGCGACGAAGUUCUAUCGGCGCCCAAGGACUUUCAGGGCCCGUGGCUUCGGAUCGCAAAGGAAAGCUGGCCAAAUCCAACAGAUGCUCCUGAAGAGGCCUGGGUGCUUCAAGAUGGCACUGAAUUUGGCCUUGGCAUCCUCUUGGAGCAGGUCAGUGGGCCAAAGUAGUGCUGUUUGAAGGUGCCACGACAUGUGCCAGGGCUGCCAGCUUGUCAGCAAAAGUGCGCAAAA